Molecule: messenger RNA, 1750 nt
Organism: Candidula unifasciata
Lineage: Eukaryota; Metazoa; Mollusca; Gastropoda; Stylommatophora; Geomitridae
Source: the annotation of a GenBank genome assembly
GGCUGAAUAUUGUUAUGGAGACAAUGUAGAGUAUCAGUCAUGCAACUCUCAGGAAUGUCCUUUAGGUUCUGUGGAUUUUAGAACAUACCAGUGCAUCUCCCAGGUCACUUCUCCUGAUAGGAAAAACACAACUUGGCUGCCAUUUGUUGAUGGUGAUGCUCCAUGUACACUGUACUGUAGAAACCAACAAGGGGCCAUACAGAAGUUUCUGGACACUGUGGCAGAUGGGACCCAUUGUGAUCAUGGUGACCAGUUUGGUGUGUGCAUCAGUGGCAUCUGUCAGCCUGUAGGAUGUGACCAUUUGCUUGGUUCGUUAAAAGCAGAAGACAAGUGCCUGGUGUGUGGAGGAGAUGGAGGGACCUGCAACACUGAGUCUGGAUCAACACUGGGUCAGACACUUGAAUUUAAUAAGAAAACACAGAUUACCACAUUUCCAUUAGGUGCUUCUAAAAUAGUAAUCAAACAGCAUUCAUUAUCAGCAUCAUCAGGAAAAGUAGUUUUCACAAACCACAGAAAAAGACAUGCUGUUGAUUUUGCUGGAACUCAUUUCCACUACAAUGUCAUAGCUAAUGGAGUGAAGUUUUCAGCACGUGGACCUUUGAAUGACACCUUACAUUUAAUGUUCACUAACAUGAGAUCUGCCAGUCACAACCCAUAUGUGGAAUUUGAAUUCUCUGUACCAAAGGCAGGAUUCACAACAAAAAGUUUGCAACACCGUUAUGAAUGGGUGUUUGGGAGCUGGACAUCCUGUUCUGAAAAAUGUGGUACUGGCUACCAGUUGCGGGCUGUCAGCUGCAUAGACCAAGAGACAGGAAGGGCAGCAAGUCCUGAACUGUGUUCACAGCAGGAGGCACCUGAUAGAAACCAGACGUGUACUGGGAAAGCGUGUGACACAUUAACAUCACAUGAGUACAAAUGGAUUGAGGGAAACUGGGGAGAGUGCAGUGUGGACUGUGGCCUUGGAGAGCAAUCUCAAACUAUGCUCUGUAUCAAAACAGACACAUUUGGAAACUCAGAUUAUGUUCUUGAUGAUGUGUGUCUGCAACAUGUUGGAGCCCCACCAGUUGUGAAGCGGGCUUGCUACGGAGAAGGGGAUAAUUGCCCUUACUGGGCAGCUGGAAGCUGGAGUGAGUGCAGCGCAUCAUGUGGUCUUGGCAGUCAGACUAGAAACAUUUAUUGUCAGCAAGAUCCAACCGACGCUACACAAGAUCCUGUCGUAGUGAAUGAGUCUCAUUGUGUGCAUGAAAACAGACCUCAGCAAGUGCAGAACUGUUCCCAACAUCUCUGUGCUGGUGAAACAGACAGCACAAUAAAGUUGUCUGGGGUUCUGGAAGAGGACAGCGGAUCUGUGGAAAAUUGCAAAACCUCAGUUUAUGGUUGCUGCCCUGAUGACAUAACACCAGCAAUGGGUCCCAAUCACUUUGGAUGCAAACACAAAGUGACUGCUGAAAGUAUGUGUGGGCAACCAAAAGAUGCAGGGACUUGUGUCGACUACAUUGUGCGCUGGUAUUUUGAUGUCAGCUCUGGAACUUGUCAUCAGUUUUGGUAUGGCAGCUGUGGGGGUAACUCUAACAGGUUUUCUACCAAAGAAGAAUGUGAAGAUAACUGUGUUAAUGGCAGACAAUCAGGGCCUGGUACACAACCUGCUACGACUUCAGUAAGCUGUGAAGAUUCCAAAUAUGGCUGCUGCCCAAAUAAGCAAUCUGCAGCAGAAGGACCUAAUAACACAGGAUGUACAGACACUUGUGAG